ACUGAUAUUGAUUCAGUAUUAAUUGUUCAAUGCUUUUAAAAAGGUGUCAAAAUGGCGGAAAAAGUGAAGAAAAGGCCUAGUUUCUUUCUUAGUUUCAAAAGGUUUAGCAGUCAUAGAGAAGACACUGGAGUUCCGGCUACUCCGGUAUCGCAGGCAGCACCACCAAUGUAUAGAUCAACAAGUCAGAUGGGAUCUCGACAAAUUAAUUCUACUACGCCAGACAAUUCGAAAUUCAGUCGGAAAUUUUCUGGUGGCAUCAAAGAUUUGAUUCAGUGCGCCCUGUGCCUGGAAAUCCUCACCAAACCUAAGAUGUUGCCGUGCCAGCAUACUUUCUGCUGUGCUUGUCUCAAAAUUUAUGUUGCAGAUCUUCCAAUAAUCAACUGUCCGAUCUGCCGUACGCGAAUACAAGUCCACAGUACAGAUUUCGUAGAAGAGCUUCCAUCUAACCUGUACAUAGAUACAUUGCUGGCCAUGGUUGGUGUUAACGAGGAUAAGAAGAAGCCAGAUACCCCUCCGUCGCCGAUGAACAACAUGCAGAGUGUGGAGCUGUUCGCUGCUGGUGUGAGGUGUUCCCAUUGUCGAUCGAUAUGCGAUGACUUGGACAUAUCCAACUGUGAACAUUGCAAAUCGAAUUUCUGCAAAGUUUGCUGGUUGCAGCAUUUGGCAGACAUGAGAACCCAGAUUGGAUCGAUUUUGAAAGAACUUGACUCUGCUGCAAGUCGACUUGAACAUAAAAUUGAACACUAUGAGGACAGAUUCGACCGUAUCAUCGAACAGAUAAACUCGACAGCGGAAGAAAAGAUCAAUGCUAUCCUCCAAGGAAAGAUGGAGUUGCUGAGAGAAGCAUCGGAGUUGCAGAAGUUGGGUGAUAUGACGGCUUUGGGAUUGAAGUCGUCUUUGGGUGAAGCUCGCGAUGUCGCUAAACGUGCUAUGAACAUGAGGGAGAAUGUUGAUGAUGAAGAGCAGGUUAUGACCUUCAUAAAUCUUCAUACAAACACAUUACAACUUCUAACCGAAGUCUCUAAAUGGGAUUCGGAGAAGUACGCCUUCGAUAAAGAGAACUUCCGCAUAGAAUCUGACUCUACAACGCCUUAUGAUGCAGAGUCAGAUGAUCCUCUACCCGAAGCUGCAAAGCAGGACGACCCUAUGGAGAGUGAAGCAAGCUUAUCUCUGCAUUAUAGAUCACGCAACUUCAUCCCGCACUACAUAUGGCGUAAAACGUCCCGUCCUUCCGGAGUCGGCAUCAGUCCAUGGAACAACCACCUCUACAUCUGCGGCAUGGACAGCCACAGCGUGCUGGUGGUGGAGCGCGCGCAAGCCAAGAUCGUCACCAGGCUCUCCUGUGACGAGAUGCUGUGCCCCGUGCAUAUUGCGUUUAUGAAGAGCUUGGGCGAGAUUUAUGUGACAGAUAAAUGGAAGCAUUGUGUCCACGUGUUCUCAAAGGACGGCGACUACCUCCGGUCUUUAGGUCAGAAGGGCAGCCGGGCUGGCAUGUUCCGAUCGCCAGAGGGCAUAGCGACUGACAACGCUCAACACCACAUUUACGUCGUCGACACUGGGAACGAUAGAGUUCAGGUCAUCGAGACUGACGGAAAAUUCGUAGACCAAUACGGAGUAGCGACCAAACAGCAAGCAAUGCACACAUCUAGCGUUUGGGAGACUAAGGAAAUGUUGUGCACAGAAUUCAACGGACCCACCGCAGUCGCCAUAACCAACGACCGCGUAAUCGUUCUCGACAGUGGAAACCGACGAGUCAAGGUUUAUAAUAAACAAGAUAAGAGCAAAAUCGUAGAGUUCGGCUCGUUAGGGCAAAGAAAAGGGCAAUUCAGACAACCAGAAUGCUUAGCUGUCGAUCCUAUGGGUUUUAUCCUAGUAGGGGAUUCUGGUAACUGUCGCGUACAAGUUUUUAGGCCUAACGGACAAUUGGUAAGGGUAUUCGGAAGGUUGGGCAGUGAACCUGGCAAGUUUGGGUGGAUUUCUGGUAUCUAUGUGACGAAGCAAUUGGAUAUCAUUGUUAGUGAUACGAAGAAUCAUAGCGUUAAUUUCUUUUAGUGUAUGUUGAAACAACAGGUUGAGAUGGCAAUCGGAGUAUGAGGCGGGGAACGCCACGCACACUCGCUCGUCACGCGCGCUAUCUCACACCGGAUUAGCGCGUCCCCUUGAUUGCCAUCUCGACCUGUCGCGAACUAUACAUACCUAGAUAAGAAUACAUACCAGCGAUCCAAGUCAUAUGGAAUGUACCUACUAGAAUGUGAAAAUAUUGUGUUACUAGAAUAACAUUUUGGUGACUGAACUAAAUCCAGUGGUUAAUCCAGUCCACUAAUCCAUACUAAUAUUAUAUACGAAAGUGUCUGUGUGUGUCUGGUAACUGUUCACACCAUCGUGCGUUUAGCCGAUUUUGGCGAAAGGUUACCUACAUUUACUACCUGGGAAUGGGCAAAGACUACUUUUAGACCUGGUAUAUUAAAGAGUUCCUAUGGGAUUUUUUAAAAGCCUAAUUCUACGUGUACCAAAUUGUGGGCAUCAUCUUUUUGGCACAGAGGUAGCUUGCAUCCGUAUACGGCAAUAAUCUACUUUACCCCUAAUUUGUACUUUUUAUCCCAAAAUUGAAGGUUCUUUGAGAUUUUAAACCUAAAUCCACGCUGACGAAGUCGCGGACAUCAUCUUAGCCUGUAAAAUAGUGUUGCGAGCGAAAUUAUCGAUAGUUUCUAAAGAAUAUCGAACUUGGUCUCAUAUCAAUAGCGCUAUUGAUGUUCGAUAGUGUUCUUGAUAUGGUUGAUGUAAAACUAUGAAUAAUUAAACUAUCAAUGGUUCUACAACACUAUUAAAUUUUUUAGAAUACAUUGUAGGUACUCAGGUACUAUGUUUUUUUAAUAUAAAUGAAAACCAACUAGUAUCAAGACC
Molecule: messenger RNA, 2904 nt
Organism: Maniola jurtina (meadow brown)
Lineage: Eukaryota; Metazoa; Arthropoda; Insecta; Lepidoptera; Nymphalidae
Product: RING finger protein nhl-1-like
Exons: 9
Coding region: 52-2052 (666 amino acids)
Molecular function (GO): protein binding
Source: RefSeq, a predicted model, not a curated record